AAAUACUGAUUUUAUUCUAUUGAUACCAAAAUAAAAUGGUACAUAGAACAAGCAUGAUAACUCUCUGCCAUUAGUGUUGACUCGUGAAGGUAAACAAGACAGAGAGGAGGUGCAAUUGGUCAUUAGUGAAGUGCUUGGUUUACUCUUGCUAAUAUGAUCUCGUUGGCCAUUCCUGACUUUGGAACAUGGGAAGGAAAGAUAUUUGUGGGUAUCCUAGGAUUUUCGUGGGCCACUUACAUGUGGGAGGAAUACUUGGCGUACAGACAGCGUCGAGUAUACCGAGAGAAAGUGGAGCCACCAGAGGAACUGAAGGGUAUCAUGGAAAGAGUCACAUAUGAUAAGGCUCGGGCAUAUGGUCUUGACAAAAGUAAUUUUAGCCUUAUUGAGGGAGCCUUCAAUCAGGUUUUGAGCACGGGUAUUAUGGUGUGUGGAGGCUUUCCUGCAUUAUGGACAGCCUCUGGAAGGUUGGCGCAGUGGUUUGGGUUUGCUCCUGACUCAGAAAUCCCUCAGACAGUAACUUUUGUGUGUCUGGGGUCAUUAAUUAACACAUUCAUCAGCCUUCCCUGGUCAACCUACUUUACCUUUAAGGUGGAGCAGAAACAUGGUUUUAACAAACAGACUCCAGGAUUCUUUUUAAAGGACAAACUGAAGAAAUUCAUAGUGUCACAGAUGAUAUCUGCACCAGUCGUGUCUGGUUUGGUCUACAUCAUCAGGGUUGGUGGAGACUACUUCUUUUUGUACCUGUGGGGUUUCACAAUGAUUGUUGUAAUGUUCUUCAUGACGGUCUAUCCAGAUUACAUAGCACCACUCUUUGACAAGUACGAACCACUUCCUGAGGGUGAUCUCAAGACCAAGAUUGAAGAAUUAGCAGCACAGAUUGAAUUCCCUCUUACUAAACUUUAUGUAGUGGAAGGUUCAAAGAGAUCAGCACACAGCAAUGCUUACUUCUAUGGAUUUUUUAAGAACAAACGCAUUGUGUUGUAUGACACAUUAUUGGAGGAAUACACUCCGCUCAAUGAAAAUGAAGAAACCAAGGAAUCGGUCAAGGAAGACAAAAAUGGCAAGAAGACUGGAUGUAAUACAAGUGAGGUGUUGGCCGUUUUGGGUCAUGAGCUUGGCCACUGGAAACUCAACCAUGUUCUUAAGUUUAUCAUUAUCUCACAGGUGAACCUGUUUUUGGUCUUCUCAGUGUUUGGUUCCCUGUACAAGUACUCUCCACUCUACCGAACAUUUGGAUUCUAUCAGAAUCAACCUGCAUUUAUUGGCCUCAUUAUUGUCAUGCAGUUUGUGUUUGCUCCAUAUAACGAGAUUUUGCAGUUUUUGCUGACCAUGUUUAGUCGCUACAAUGAAUUUCAAGCUGAUGAUUUUGCCACAAAACUUGGCCACGCAAGAAACCUCAAGUCUGCCUUGAUUAAACUUAAUGAAGACAAUCUAGGUUUCCCAGUGUAUGACCCACUGUAUUCUGCCUGGCAUCACUCACAUCCACCUAUACUGGAAAGAAUCAGGGCACUAGAAGAGAAAAAGAAGGAAGAUUAAUUCCUAAAUGCAGACUAGAACUUAAUUCUAAUAAUAAUUUUUUCUCAUCCUGUGUUGAAUAAGGAAAACUGUGUGUUUUGAAGAAACUCUAUUUGGCAUUAAUAUGUACAUAUUAUAAGUGUACUGUACUGGUAAUGUUGGAAAGGUAAGCAAGUACCGGUACCUUGAUAUUUAAUUUUCUUCUCUACCAGUUUUUGUGAUGUGUAUAUUUUUGAGACUAAAAUCUAAUUUUUUUUGACAGAAUAAUUUGGGUAGGUAAUUCAUAAUUUUCAAAUGAAAGGAGUAAUGAAAAGAAAAGUACAGGUAGUGUAUCAAUUAUCCGUGUCUCAAAAUUUCAUAAAUUUCAAAUCUUUGGCCAUUUUUAGUUAAGUGCAGUACAGUAGUUCAAAAGUGCCCAGAUUGUUUGAGUGAACAUUCUUAAUUAGUACCCAGAUUUUCAGAUAGGUGGUACAGUUUGACCUUAUCUAAUCUGGCCACAUUCUGACCAUGGCCAGGCCAGAUGAUAGAAUUUUCCAUUAAAAAAGGUCAAUAUAUAAUGGUGCAUUAGCCUAAGCUACACUUAGCCUAAUGCCCUGUAAUAUUAUGGGUUUUUCGUAUCCAUAUUUUACAUAUAAUAUCAUAGUGAAUAAAUUUAAUAAACAAGUAAUGUGACAAUAAUAUGUGAUAAAUGUAUAAUUAAUGAAAUAAAAAAAAAUAAUGUAGUAAUACUGUAAGUAGACUGCAUGCAUCCCAGGCCAUUCUUGGUCAUAGGGCAGUUACAAACAUAACUCACAUGAUUGGGUGUUUUCAAUUUUGUUGUUGUUGUUCUCACACCCAUGCAUCCAAAAAGGAAAUAUUUUUACAGAAACACUCAUAAUUGACCAAAAUUACCCGGUAUACAGAAUGUAAUAUCGUACAUUUGUUAGAUGACCACCCACCACCACCACAUCCACCCUGCAUCAGUUAGCUGGCACAUUCAUUUACAUCUGUUAAUGUAUUACUUGUACCACUUUUAUGCUACUACUGUAAAACAAUAAGCAUUUAAUAAUUGUAAGAAUUCAUUAAAGAAUUAAAUUUU
Messenger RNA from Homarus americanus (American lobster), 2593 nucleotides. Its product is annotated as CAAX prenyl protease 1 homolog. The transcript has 8 exons. NCBI's taxonomy places the organism in Eukaryota, Metazoa, Arthropoda, Malacostraca, Decapoda, Nephropidae. Gene Ontology annotation, biological process: CAAX-box protein processing. Gene Ontology annotation, cellular component: endoplasmic reticulum membrane. Gene Ontology annotation, molecular function: metalloendopeptidase activity. Bases 154 to 1536 code for a protein of 460 amino acids. The record is from RefSeq and is a predicted model, not a curated record.